AUGGCGAAUGAAACAUCUGCACGACGCGCGAGGGCAUCCUGGAAGAUUUCUCUGGGAUUGAUCAACACACUCUCCAAUUACACGAACUACUACGGUCUCCCCGCCACUGGUAGCGCAGGCACUGGUAUUGUCUUUGCUAUCUUUAAUGUUGGACAAAUCGCUGGGGCUCUUUUCAUCUGGCUUGCUGACUGGACGGGCCGCAAGAUCCCCAUCUUCAUUGGCUGCGUCGGCGUGAUCAUCGGAACGAUCAUCACUGCGACUGCCCCUACGCUCGGCGUGUUCGUGGGGGGCAGAUUCCUGCUCAGUUUCUUCUGCACAAUCGCCACAACUAGUGCGCCCUUGUACAUGAUCGAAAUCGCCCCACCAUUGUACAGAGGAACAAUUGCUGGAUUAUACAACACAUUAUGGUACAUGGGUUCUAUUAUCGCUACUUGUGCGGUGUUUGGUGCUCACAGGAACCUCGCCGAUCGCGGAGAGCUCGACUGGCGCCUCCCUCUCUGGCUGCAGAUGCUCUGCCCCGGAAUCGUUCUCCUUGGCAUUUUUUUCUGCCCGGAAUCCCCUCGCUGGCUGAUAGGUAAAGGGCGCGUCGAAGAAGCCCGCGCUUUAUUGGUCAAGUAUCACGCCAACGGAGAGGAAAACCACCCGCUUGUGGAGCUCGAGAUGCAAGAGAUGUCAGAAGCAUUGGCAAAAGAAGGGCUUACUUCGUGGCGUAAUCUCUUUGACCUGCGAGUCUUGUUCAAUACACCGGGAUGGAGGUAUCGGAUCAUGCUUAACAUUGCAUUCGCGUGGUUUGGCCAGUUUGCGGGAAACAAUGUCAUCUCAUACUACCUGCCUUCUAUGCUUCGCCGCAUUGGUGUGACUGACACGGACACUCAACUCCUGCUGAACAUCAUUUAUGCCAUCGUUGGCUGGGUAUUUGCUACUGGCGGCGCCCGUUUCCUGGAUACCGUAGGCCGCCGGCCAAUGUUCCUAUUCUCUGUGGGAGCCAUGGCAAUCUGCCUCGCCAUCGUUGCUGGCACAGCUGCAGGCUUCGUUCAAACGGGGAGCACGAGCUGCUCGUACGCAAGCAUCUUUUUCGUUUAUCUAUUCGGAGCGACAUUUGCCAUAUCUUUGACACCGAUGCAGCCGAUCUAUCCAGGAGAGGUGCUCACUAACGAUAUGCGGGCUAAAGGCAUGGGUGUCAUGCAGAUUUCUUCCGGCGUGGCGAGCUUUAUCAACACUUUUGCUGCUCCUGUGGUACUGAACAAUUUUUACGCUUUCUUCGCCUUCUUCGAUGUCUUUGAGUUCCUCUUCAUCUACUUCCUAUUCGUCGAGACCAAAGGUCGCACACUCGAAGAGCUAGAAGUCGUUUUCAAUUCCCCUAACCCGAGGAAAGCUAGCUUAGCUUUCGCGGAGAGCUCUAAGAGGAAGGAGAAAGGGGGCGUCGAGGAAGUCGCGUGA
Dacryopinax primogenitus is the source of this 1440-nucleotide messenger RNA. RefSeq names its product general substrate transporter. The transcript has 7 exons. The record is from RefSeq and is a predicted model, not a curated record. The coding region runs from base 1 to 1440 and encodes 479 amino acids. Gene Ontology annotation, cellular component: membrane. Gene Ontology annotation, biological process: transmembrane transport; carbohydrate transport. NCBI's taxonomy places the organism in Eukaryota, Fungi, Basidiomycota, Dacrymycetes, Dacrymycetales, Dacrymycetaceae. Gene Ontology annotation, molecular function: carbohydrate:proton symporter activity.